Molecule: messenger RNA, 1168 nt
Organism: Callorhinchus milii (elephant shark)
Lineage: Eukaryota; Metazoa; Chordata; Chondrichthyes; Chimaeriformes; Callorhinchidae
Gene: ch25hl2
Product: cholesterol 25-hydroxylase like 2
Exons: 1
Coding region: 70-972 (300 amino acids)
Biological process (GO): sterol biosynthetic process; cholesterol metabolic process
Molecular function (GO): iron ion binding; steroid hydroxylase activity; C-4 methylsterol oxidase activity
Source: RefSeq, a predicted model, not a curated record
GUGGUGGGGUGUGUGUGUGUGUGUGUGUGUUUCCCAUCAUUAAAACCAGUCGAUCGAUCGAAGCUCCUGAUGGACGCCAUCGGUUCCAGUAGAGUCUUCGAACCGUACGUGCAAGUCAUCCAAAAUGCCAACAUCAGUCAGUAUUUCUGGGACAAGUCCCUCCUGCAGCCGCUGUGGGACUACUUGAGGUACAACCACGCAGAUGCGCUGCGGUCUCCCCUCUUCCCGGUCCUCAUCUCCGUCUCGACCUACUUCGUCUCGUGCACUCUGUACAUGAUCCUGGAUCUGAUGGCCCUCAGGUGCGCGGCCGUCACCCGCUACAAGAUCCACCCGGACCAGCCCGUGACCUGGGACAACAUCUUCAAGACCCUCUGGCAAACGGGCUACAACCACGUCCUGUUCGUCUUCCCGGCCACCGUGGCCCAGUGGUACUGGAGGCCGCCCCUCCCUCUGGUCGAGGAGGCGCCGCCGGUGUCCGAGUUCCUCAUCGGCAUCGUGAGCUGCACCAUCCUCUUCGACUUCCAGUACUACAUCUGGCACGUCCUGCACCACCGGGUCAGGUGGCUCUACACCACCUUCCACGCCAUCCACCACGAGUUCUCCGCCCCUUUCUCGUGGUCCACGCAGUACCUGUCCGCCUGGGAGCUGAUCAGCCUCGGCUUCUGGGCGAGCAUCGACGCGGUGCUGCUGCAGUGCCACAGCCUGACCGGCUUCGCGUUCAUGGUCGCCGUCAUCUGGAUCUCGGUGGACGACCACAGCGGCUACGACUUCCCCUGGGCCCUGCACAACGUGAUUCCGUUCGGGCUGUGGGGCGGCACCGUCAAGCACGACGCCCACCACCAGAAGCCCCAGUACCACUUCGCCCCUUUCUUCGCGCACUGGGACUGGCUCUGCGGCACUCACUGCGACUACAAACGCUCGUCCGCCGUCACGCAAAGGCAGAGCAAGAAACGCAAAGAGAGCGAGACCUGAACCCCCGGGAACCCCGUGGGGGGAGAGGGGGGGAGAGGGGGAGAGAGAGAGAGCCGCGGUUGCGUUCCUCCGGUCCUGACCUGGAACCCGAUCGCUCCUCUCGAUGAGAAGGACCAGUCCUUUCCCCUGGAACCGACUCUCUCGGCUGCGAGGGAUGUGACUGGUGAUGGAGGUGUUUUUUUUUUUUUUUUCAUCC